Molecule: messenger RNA, 3196 nt
Organism: Megalobrama amblycephala (Wuchang bream)
Lineage: Eukaryota; Metazoa; Chordata; Actinopteri; Cypriniformes; Xenocyprididae
Product: protein NLRC3-like
Exons: 11
Coding region: 280-3009 (909 amino acids)
Molecular function (GO): protein binding
Source: RefSeq, a predicted model, not a curated record
GUUGAGUUCUCCUGUCGCCAUUUUAAGUUAGUAAAAUACGAAUGCGAUACGGGAAAACAGAAACAAAAAUGCGUGUCCUGUAUGGAAGACCGUAAAGACAUUUAUUUAUUUAGACGUUACAUGUACAGACGAUAUAAGGCGUAAUUGCGUGUAAUUUCAUGUCCUGAAACGCGUGUCUGCAGCUGAAUACUGUCAUAAUGUAACAGCUGAGCUCUGCACUGCAGGAUUGUUCGAGUGUUUGAGGAGUUUAUCACAGACUGUGUGCGUCCAUUCGACUAAAUGUCUGAAUGUUUUGUUGAUUCAGAGUCAGUGGAGGAGAUCAAACUCAUCAGAUUCUCCUGCAGCUUCAUCAUGGGUAAUUCACAAGGAUCCAGAGAUGGAGAUUUUUCUCCAGGAUGCAGUUCAGUCCAGCAGAAGAGCUCAAACCCAGAGUCCAGCUGUGUGUCUGUGAAGAGUGACGUAUCUAUGGGUCACCCACCACUAAAGUUUAAGAGUGGAGACAAACGGCCUGAUCUCAGUUCAGUCCAGCAGAAGAGAUCAAACCCAGAGUCCAGCUGUGUGUCUGUGAAGAGUGACGUAUCUAUGGAUCCGCCAAUUAUGUUUAAGAGUGGAGACAAACGGCCUGAUCUCAGUUCAGUCCAGCAGAAGAGCUCAAACCCAGAGUCCAGCUGUGUGUCUAUGAAGAGUAACAGAUCUAUGGAUCCGCCACAAACUGUGUUUAAAAGUGGAGACAAACGGCCUAAUCUCAGACACUGCUUCACACCUGUGAUUCAACCACAAGACUUUAAUGAAAGCAUGAGUCCUGGUUUCAGAUCAAACCCAGAGUCCAGCUGUGUGUCUAUGAAGAGUGACCGCUCUAUGGAGCUGCCAAUAACGUUUAAGAGUGGAGACAAACGGCCUGAUCUCAGUUUUGAAAGCAGUUCAGUCCAGCAGAAGAGAUCAAAACCAGAGUCCAGCUGUGUGUCUAUGAAGAGUAACUGCUCUAUGAUGAAGCCACCAAUGUUAAAGAGUGGAAACACACAGCCUGAUCUCAGUCAUGAGUCUAAACCUGCUGAAGUCCUCAACACAUUGAGAUCAAAUCUGAGGAAGAAGUUUGAGUGUUUGUAUGAGGGAAUAUCAAAGCAGGGAAACCCAACACUCCUGAAUGAGAUCUACACAGAGCUCUACAUCACAGAGAGUGAAAGUGGAGAGAUCAGUAAUGAGCAUGAGGUGAGACAGAUUGAGACACAGUCCAGGAGAGCAGAAACAGAGGACACACCGAUCAAAUGCAGUGACAUCUUUAGACCUUUACCUGGACAAGACAAACUCAUCAGAACUGUGCUGACAAAGGGAGUCGCUGGCAUUGGAAAAACAGUCUCUGUGCAGAAGUUCAUCCUGGACUGGGCUGAAGGGAAAGAGAAUCAGGACGUCCAGCUCAUAUUUCCACUUCCUUUCAGAGAGCUCAACUUGAUGAAGGACAAAACACUCAGUCUUUCAGAUCUUCUUCAUGUCUUUUUCCCUGAAACAAAAGAAAUGGAAAUAUCCAGUGACAAAUAUAAAGUGUUGUUCAUCUUUGAUGGUCUGGACGAGUGUCGUCUGUCUCUGGAUUUUCAGAGCGAUGUGAGGUUGUGUGAUGUGACUGAAUCAGCCUCAGUGGACGAGCUGCUGAUGAACCUCAUUGUGGGGAAUCUGCUUCCCUCUGCUCUCAUCUGGAUCACCUCCAGACCAGCAGCAGCUGAUCUCGUCCCCUCUGAGUGUGUCCAUCGAGUGACAGAGGUACGAGGAUUCAGUGACCCACAGAAGGAGGAAUACUUCAGGAAGAGAAUCAGUGAUCAAAGUCUGGCCGACGGGAUCAUCUCACACCUGAAGUCAUCAAGGAGCCUCUUUAUUAUGUGUCACAUCCCAGUGUUCUGCUGGAUCUCAGCCACUGUUCUAGAGAAGAUGUUGAGGAAAUCAUGGAAAAGAAAGCUCCCCAAGACUCUCACUCAAAUGUACACACACUUCCUGCUCAUUCAGACCAACAUCAAACAUGAGAAGGACUAUGAGAAGAAAGUGAAAGAUGAAGACGUGAUCCUCAAACUGGGGAAACUGGCUUAUCAGCAGCUUGUGAAAGGAAACCUGAUCUUCUAUGAGGAAGACCUGAGAGAGUGUGGCAUUGAUGUGACAGAAGCAUCAGUGUACUCAGGAUUGUGCACUCAGAUCUUCAGAGAGGAGUUGGGCUUGUAUCAGGGGAAAGUCUUCUGCUUUGUUCAUCUGAGCAUUCAGGAACAUCUAGCAGCUCUAUAUGUGCAUCUCUCCUUCAUAAACAAGAACAUCAAUGUGUUUGACCAGAUUACCAAACCAACUAAUGGAGACAAAGUUUCACUAUCUGAUCUCCAUCAGAGAGCUGUGGAUGAGGCUUUAGACAGUAAAAAUGGGCAUCUGGACCUUUUCCUUCGUUUCCUUCUGGGUCUGUCAGUGAAGUCUAAUCAGAGUCUCUUACAAGAACUAAAGACACAGACAGGAAACAGAUCUCACAACAUUGAGAAAACAGUUGACUAUAUUAAAGAGAAGAUCAGUGAAAAUCCCUCUCCAGAUAAAUACAUCAAUCUGUUUCACUGUCUGAAUGAACUGGGUGAUCUUUCACUAGUGAACGAAGCUGAACCUCAUACUUAUGGAGGAUUACGUGAUGUGAAACUCUCCUCAUCUCAGUGGUCAGCUUUAGUUUUUGUGUUGUUGAGCUCAGAGAAGACAAUGCGUCAGUUUAACCUGAGGAGCUUAAUUGGAGCCAGAAAUGAUCAUGACGCAGUAAACACAGCAGAUGAAGUUCUUCAGAAGCUGCUGCCUGUGGUUACAGCAACUAGAUCAGCUUGGUUGAUGGAUUGUGGUGUCACAGAUGAAGGUUGUGCUGCUCUGGCUUCAGCUCUGAGAUCAAACCCCUCACACCUGAGAGUACUGGAUCUGUCUUGGAAUAAUCUAGGAGACUCGGGAGUGAAGAUAGUCUCUGCUGUACUGGAGAAUCCUCACUGUAAACUGGAGACACUGUGGUAAGAUCAUAUGUGACUCUCACAUGAAAAGGAGUCACUGAAUUUUAUAAUUUCAUUUAUUCAUAAAGUAACAAAAUGGAAUAGGGGAAUUAAACUGUUAUUACAUUUAGGGCUGUCACUAAUGCUUAUCUUGAUGAUCAAGUAAUCGGUCGAUUAUUUUCACAAUUAAUCAAGUAAUCGGAUAUUUUUUG